Molecule: messenger RNA, 456 nt
Organism: Anopheles merus
Lineage: Eukaryota; Metazoa; Arthropoda; Insecta; Diptera; Culicidae
Product: cuticle protein 19-like
Exons: 2
Coding region: 1-456 (151 amino acids)
Cellular component (GO): extracellular matrix
Source: RefSeq, a predicted model, not a curated record
AUGACGGGUGACGAAAUCGUUAAAUUAGCUGCACUUUCCUGUGCCGGUGAUGUGGACACGCGGCAUCGAGCGGAGAAGAUUAUCUUCAUUGCUGCCAUAGUAGCUAUUGUUGUUGCUGACAACAGCGACCAUGAUUACCAUUCGCAUCCCAGCUACAAGUUCGAGUAUGGAGUAAAGGAUCCUCACACCGGAGAUCAUAAGAGCCAGUGGGAACAUCGCGACGGAGAUGUCGUCAUGGGAGCGUACACUCUGGAUGAAGCUGAUGGAACCAAGCGAGUGGUUGAGUACUCGUCCGACAAGCACAACGGCUUCCAGGCUCACGUCAAGCGAGUGGGCCAUGCUGACCAUCCGGCCGUCUAUGGACACCACGAGGCUGGACACUCGUACAGUCAUGGACACGGCCAUGGGCAUGCCAGAAGCUACGCCAACAGUAACGUGCAUCAGUAUCAUCAUUAA